AUGUUCAUCAACGCCAUCACCAAAGUCGCCAUUCUGGUCCUCGCCGCUGUUGGCGUCAUCUCUGCCGUUCCGCUAGAGGUACGAGACCACGAGGACUUUGAGUACAAAAUGCUGCAGGCUAGCAAUUGGUACCGGUCGCAGCACGGCGCCAACGCUCUGUCGUGGGACCAAGGCCUAGCAGACUACGCCGCCAACCACGCUAGCUAUUGCACCAGAAACCACUCGGGCGGUCCUUAUGGCGAAAACAUGGUCUUUGGGGACUGGUCUUCCACGGCCGGCUGGGUGAACAGCUUCGGCCACGAGCGCGUCCAAUUUGACUUUGAAAACGGCGGCACCGACCCGGCCACGGGCCACUUUACCCAGCUCGUCUGGAAAGCCACCAGCGCGAUGGGCUGCGGCUGGGCCAAGUGCGGCGAUACGUACCACGUUAUCUGCGAGUAUCAGAACCGCGGCAACGUGGUGGGUGAAAGCAACCGCUACUUCCGCGAGAAUGUUGGCUUCCAGACCUGGGGUAGCAUAGACGACCAAUUCGAUGGCUAG
Beauveria bassiana ARSEF 2860 is the source of this 540-nucleotide messenger RNA. Its product is annotated as SCP-like extracellular protein, putative. Bases 1 to 540 code for a protein of 179 amino acids. Gene Ontology annotation, cellular component: extracellular region. Lineage: Eukaryota; Fungi; Ascomycota; Sordariomycetes; Hypocreales; Cordycipitaceae. The transcript has 2 exons. The record is from RefSeq and is a predicted model, not a curated record.